UGAAGUCACUAUCACAUGAACAAACUACCGAUACAUAUCGCGAUGUUUAACGUCCGUAAUAUUAUUACACUGUUACUAUUAAUUGCGUGCGACAAAUGUUUAUGCGACAUGUGCAAAACUUGCGUAUGUUCCUCAAACACGGGACGAAUCAUUGAUUGCCAUGAUAGAAAUCUAGGAAUUAAUGAAGAUUGGUUCAAUUUCGAUUUUUAUACCCUGAACCAACAUCGACCACUAAAUGAACUUAUUCUCUCAAAAAACAACAUAACACUGUUACCCACUAACGAGCUAAGGAACUUGAAACACUUGAAAAAAUUGGACUUGUCUCAGAAUCAGUUGGACAAUAUGCAUUCGGAGGUCUUGAGGACCUUGAUCAAUUUAGAAGAUUUAAAUUACUCACACAAUCUAUUAUGGAACUUUGAUAUUUCCAUUUUAGAGACAAGUUUAGUCAGACUCAAUUUGAGCUGUAAUCGGAUCAACAAUCUCGAGAAAAACUCAGAAAAUACAACAAUAUUGAAAGUUCUUGACGUAUCCCACAACAACAUUACUAAUCUGAGUUUCCUUGAGGCUUUACUGGAAUUGGAAUACUUGGAUCUCUCCUUCAAUAGACUUACCACGCUCCCAGCUAAUUUACUCCUCCAUUUAGAGCGUCUGAAGAUUCUUUAUGUUAACAACAAUCAACUUCUCUCCUUAAAUCUCCAGAAUUUUCCUCAAUCACUAUUGGAACUUUACGCAGGGAGCAAUAUCAUCGACAGUCUAUCAUUUCAAAGCUCUCCGAUACGUAUCUUUGAUAUCAAAAAUAAUCGCAUUUCAAAGAUACAUAAAAAUGUAACAUUACUAGAAAAAAUAAUAAGUUUGAACAUUAGUAGCAAUUUCUUAUCAGAUUUUCCGGAUGUUUCCUUGAAGACUCUGGAAACGUUGGAUUUAUCCUACAAUGAGCUAACGUUAGUCCCUGACAGCGUUUGUAUCAAAAAUUUUCCAAGUUUAAAAAUUCUCAGAAUCAACGGAGGGCAUCUAAAAGAUGUAAAACUUUGGUCUGAACUAAGGUUGGAAAAGUUUGAAGUAAGUUUUACGGACGCAAUUGAAAGGAUUGAAGAGGAAACGUUUCAUAUGUUGAGGGAGAGGAAAAAUGGUUGUAUCAAUAUAAUUAUAUCGAAUAAUAUAAAGUUGAGUACGAUUCAUGAAAAUGCUUUUCAACAUAUGAACAUUUGUUCUAUCGACUUGAGCAAUAAUCACUUUACUUAUUUGCCACCAAAGCUAUUUGAUGUAAACAUCUAUAACAGAAACAUUUCAAAUGCAGAAUAUCUUAUCAAUCUGCAAGGAAACCCGUUUAUUUGCGAUUGCUCGUUACAGUGGAUGUUGAGUGAAUUAGUCCCAAAACUUUAUGUUACAAAGCCUAGUCUUUUGGAAGAUUUGAGGUGCGCCGGUCCACCUCCGUUAAGUAACAAAAGGAUAGUGCACUGGUACAAAUGGAAGGGAAAGGUGUUCUGCGACGAUUUUUCGCAUUUUGCGGAAAGGAUAACUGUUAAUGUCGCGAGUGUCUCCAGCAACCAAGUUGUAACGUUCAAGACGAGUCCUGGAAUGAUUGCCGUUCUGGUUACGACAAUCGCCCUGCUCGCAAUUUUAACGAUAAUUGGCAUUUUGCUGACACGAAAGAUGAUUGCGAAGAAGAGACGAGUUAAUCGUCGAUUUUAGAAAUAUUUAUUUAAAAGUAUUACAUAAAAAACAUUAAUUCAUAAACAUUUUUAAAAGUUUCACGAAGCGCGAUACACACACACGCACACACAGAGUAUGAUACACUUAAUAUGACGAAAGUUGAACGGAAAUUGUAGGGAGAAAAUUACAAAAAUUAAAAUUAAUAUAUAUAAUCUAUAUAUAUAUAACUUUAGAUUUAAAUCUAGUAAUAAUAAUCAUAUGAGCUUUCAUAUGAACACAAAGAUUACCAUUGGAAAAGAAUGCAAAAGAUAUUCGUUAUGACUUUCUUAAUUUAACGCAACGUACACACAUACUCUUUGAAUGAAUCCCACAAGAAUCAUCACACUUUAGUUCUUCCUUUUUUAACUAUCUACAAUCUAUUAUUUAUAUGCAAUAUAUUUAUUGCAACGGAAAUCCGCUAUAAUGUAACGAUUUACAUGGACUGGAGUUUUCCUUCGCUGUUAUAUGCAUAUUUUAAUAAAGAAUUUUAAUAAACGAAA
Ooceraea biroi (clonal raider ant) is the source of this 2192-nucleotide messenger RNA. RefSeq names its product slit homolog 2 protein. Lineage: Eukaryota; Metazoa; Arthropoda; Insecta; Hymenoptera; Formicidae. The record is from RefSeq and is a predicted model, not a curated record. Gene Ontology annotation, molecular function: protein binding.